AUGAGACCUAACACCAUUAAAUUCAUUAACCUAAUUUUUUUUCAAAAAUUAGAAUAUGCUGAUGAUAUAUCCAAAAGUGAAUUUCUACGUGAAAUAGCUUUAAUGAAAACUUUGGGUUAUCAUGAGAGAUUAGUGAAUAUGUUAGCCUGUGUAAUGCAAUCAGAACCCUAUUGUUUAGUUGUUGAAUAUUGCAGUGAUGGCGAUUUACUCCAUUUUCUCCGCAUUCGUUGUAAAUACAUGCUUGAAUUGGAUGAUGCCGGAAUUAAUUAUUCCGACCCCGAUUGUGGGACGGAAUUUGAUCAUUCUAUGAUUAUGACUGUAAAACAGUUGUUAAUGUUCUCUGUACAAAUUAGUUAUGGAUUGGAAUAUUUGACCCAAAAAGGUUUUGUACACAGAGACGUAGCUGCUAGAAAUAUUCUUGUGCACGACAAAACACAUGCAAAGAUUGGGGAUUUUGGGCUUUGCCGGUUUAUUUAUGCGGAUAGUUCGAAUUAUAAGGGAAGAGGUGGAAGAUUGCCUAUUAAAUGGAUGUCCCCCGAGGCUAUUCGACAUUAUGAAUUUACUACUAGUUCUGAUGUUUGGUCUUUUGGCAUCCUCAUGUUCGAAAUCAUCACCUUGGGAGGCACUCCAUACCCUGGAAUUCAGCCUGACGAUAUGCUCGCAUUUUUGGAGUCGGGCCGUCGUAUUGCUCAACCAGACAAUUGUCCGGAUGAAUAG
This is a messenger RNA of Meloidogyne enterolobii, 717 nucleotides long. The record is from the annotation of a GenBank genome assembly. NCBI's taxonomy places the organism in Eukaryota, Metazoa, Nematoda, Chromadorea, Rhabditida, Meloidogynidae.